AUGAACAGUCGACCAACUUUCAAUCCCCGAGAUGACUUCAAAAUUAAGGACACAAAACCGCGGCUAGGGGAGCAGUGGCCACAUGGAGGAGUUCGAGGUGGGGGAGGUUGGAUCAGCAGUGACAGAGUCACAAGCACUUAUGACCUAGUUGAACAAAUGUAUUUUCUUUAUGUUCGAGUUGUUAAAGCAAGAGACCUGCCAACAAAUCCUGUGACGGGAAGCUGUGAUCCAUAUGUAGAGGUGAAACUCGGGAAUUACAAAGGCAAAACACAGCACUUUGAGAAGAAAACAAACCCUGAGUGGAACCAAGUCUUUGCAUUCUCAAAAGAGAAGAUUCAAUCAUCAGUUCUUGAAGUUUUUGUCAGAGACAGAGAGAUCGCAGCAAGAGAUGAUUAUCUUGGGAAGGUUGUUUUUGAAAUGGAUGAAGUUCCUAUUAGGGUUCCACCAGAUAGCCCGUUGGCACCUCAGUGGUACAGACUAGAAGAUCGUCCAGGAGAAAGAAAGGUGAAAGGAGAGGUUAUGCUAGCAGUUUGGAUGGGAACGCAAGCUGAUGAAGCUUUUCCAGAAGCUUGGCACUCAGAUGCUGCUUCGGUUCAUGGAGAAGGUGUCUUCAGUGUCAGAUCAAAGGUGUAUGUUUCACCUAAACUGUGGUACCUCAGAGUCAAUGUUAUAGAAGCACAAGAUGUCGAAUCUCAAGACAAAAGCCAACUUCCUCAGGUUUUUGUAAAAGCCCAACUUGGAAAUCAGAUACUUAAGACCAAACUAUGCCCUACACAAACAACCAAUCCUUUCUGGAAUGAAGACCUAAUCUUUGUAGUGGCUGAGCCUUUUGAAGAGCAUUUAGUGCUCACAGUUGAAAACAAAGUGAACCCUUUAAAGGAUGAACUUGUUGGGAGAUUAAGCUUGCCAUUACACAUAUUCGAGAGACGAUUGGAUCAUCGACCAGUUCAUUCUCGCUGGUUCGACCUUGAAAAGUUUGGUUUCGAAGUUUUAGAGGGAGAUAGAAGAAAGGAACUCAAAUUUUCAACAAAAAUUCAUCUCAGAGCUUGUCUAGAGGGUGGUUACCACGUGCUAGAUGAAUCAACCAUGUACAUCAGUGAUCAACGGCCAACUGCUAGGCAAUUGUGGAAGCAGCCAAUUGGGAUCCUUGAAGUUGGCUUCUUAAGUGCACGAGGGCUUCUACCAAUGAAAACUAAGGAUGGCCGAGGGAGAACAGAUGCUUAUUGCGUGGCUAGAUAUGGGCAAAAGUGGGUAAGAACCAGAACAGUUGUUGAAAGCUUCAGCCCCAAAUGGAAUGAGCAAUACACAUGGGAGGUUUAUGAUCCUUGCACAGUGAUCACAUUGGGAGUUUUUGAUAAUUGCCACUUGGGAGGGAACGAGAAACCACCAGCUGGAAGUGGACCUGGAAGGGACUUGAGGAUUGGGAAGGUAAGAAUCAGGCUAUCAACACUAGAAACUGACCGUAUUUAUACUCAUUCAUAUCCACUUAUUGUCCUCCAACCAACUGGUGUGAAGAAAGUCGGUGAACUCCAACUAGCAUUUCGAUUCACGUCUCUAUCUCUCACACACAUGAUAUAUCUUUACAGCCGUCCUUUGCUGCCAAAAAUGCAUUAUCUGAAUCCUUUCACUGUAAGACAAUUAGAUAGUUUGAGAUAUCAGGCGAUGAACAUUGUAGGAUCAAGGCUUGGGCGAGCUGAACCUCCUCUGAGGAAAGAGGUUGUAGAAUACAUGCUUGAUGUAGAUUCCCACAUGUGGAGCAUGAGAAGAAGCAAAGCUAACUUUUUCAGAAUCGUUACAGUCUUGUCCGGGAUGAUCUCCAUGAGCAAGUGGCUUGGUGAUGUCUGUCAAUGGAAGAACCCCAUCACUACUAUUCUAGUCCAUGUCCUCUUUUGCAUAUUGAUCUGCUAUCCAGAAUUAAUCCUCCCAACCGUGUUUCUUUACAUGUUUCUGAUAGGCAUAUGGAAUUACUGGUUCAGGCCCAGGCAUCCUCCACACAUGGACAUCAAACUUUCUUGGGCAGAAGCAGUUCACCCAGAUGAGCUAGAUGAAGAGUUCGACACUUUCCCCACAUCCAGGCCUCAAGAUGUAGUACGAAUGAGGUAUGAUAGACUUAGAAGUGCGGUGGGAAGAAUCCAAACAGUAGCAGGAGACAUGGCAACCCAGGGGGAGAGGUUUCAUGCUCUGCUCAGCUGGAGAGAUCCUAGAGCAACCAGCGUCUUCAUAGUUUUCUGCCUAUGUGUGGCAGUUAUUCUUUAUGUGACACCUUUCAAAAUAAUAACAAUGUUAACAGGCUUGUAUCUACUAAGGCAUCCAAGAUUUAGGAGCAAACUGCCUUCAGCACCCAUCAAUUUCUUCCGCCGUUUGCCAGCUCGAGCUGAUAGCAUGCUCUGA
This is a messenger RNA of Fraxinus pennsylvanica, 2391 nucleotides long. The record is from the annotation of a GenBank genome assembly. Lineage: Eukaryota; Viridiplantae; Streptophyta; Magnoliopsida; Lamiales; Oleaceae.